CAGUGACAAACUGCAGUCCUAGUUCGUGCUCUGUUCCCUUUACAAAACUACUCUAGCAAGGGGAAAUGAAAUAAGACUGGACAUAAUUGUUUAUAGAAAAAUGUUGCUGGUAGAAUUAAGUUAAAUGGAACUGAAAAACUAAAACUCCUGAGAGUGAAUGUAAAGUUGCUGUAGGCUAUUUAUGGGAAAUGGCUUCAAGUCAGAAGGAUUGUUUGCUCUGUCCUGAGUGUAAGGAGAUCUACAAGGACCCUUUGCGCCUAACCUGCGCUCACAAUAUCUGCAAAGUCUGUCUGAAGCAGUCAUGGAAAACCAAAGGAUCCAGAGAUUGUCCAGUCUGUGGGAGGAGGUCAUCAAUAGAGGAGCCACCUGACUUUUCCUUACAAAAGUUGAAUCAGUCAUAUUCACAGGAGAGAGACGUGUCUACAAUCAAGAGAGGAUCACAAUACAGUCCAGCUGAAGCAGCAGUUGACCAUAAGAAAAUUGAGGAUACUGCUGAAACAACAAAGGACUUAGACCAGCUUUCAGGAGACUCAGACAGCCUGAGGAUGAACAAGAAAAAGAGAGUUCCAAUAUAUCCAAUAAGAAUUGUCUUACUAGGUAAGACUGGAACUGGGAAGAGUGCAUCAGGAAACACCAUCCUGGGAAGAGAUGCCUUCAAACAUGACUUUUCCUAUGACUCUGUGACCACAUUCUGUCAGAGAGAGUGUAGUCAGGUUGCUGGGCAGCAUAUUACAGUAGUUGACACCCCAGGAUUGUUUGGCACGUACAAGUCUGUUGACUUAACAACUGAGAUAAUGAGGUGUGUUGAGUUGUCUCUUCCUGGGCCCCAUGUCUUUCUGAUUGUGAUCCGUUUGGGAAGGUACACAGAGGCGGAUAGAAAUGCAGUUGAGUGGAUCCAGGAACAAUUUGGCAAAAGAGUGACACAGUUCACCAUGGUGCUGUUCACGUAUGCUGAUCAGCUGAGGGGAAAGCCACUGGAAACCCAUCUAAAUGCAGAGCUUCUUGCCCUGAUAAAGAGCUUUGGCGGUAGAUAUCACGUCUUUAACAACAUAGACAGGGCCAAAAAAUCUCAGGUGGAAGAGCUGUUAAAGAAGAUAGGUACCAUGGUAGAGGAGAAUGGCAGAGAAUAUUACACAAACAGGAUUGACCAGUAUGCGCAUGACAAGAUCAGAGAAGAGCUGAAGAGACUGGAGGUAGAAAGGAAAAGGAUCAAGGAAGAGCAGAGAAAAAUAGCUGAUGAGCUGAGAAAAGCUAAGGAAGAUGUGAAAAGAGCAGAUGAAAGAUUAGCAGCAGCAAGUGCAACAGUUAGUGCAACAGUUAUAGGAACAGGAGCAGCAUUAUUAGGAUCACUACUUGGUGUAGGAGUAGCAGCAGCUUUAGGCGCAGCAAUUGGAGGAGUAACAUUUUUAGCAACAAGAAGAGCAGUAGCAGGUGCAGGUGGAGCAGCAGCAGGAGGAGAAGUAGGAGCAGCAACAGCAGUAGAGGAGCAGAAGCAGCAGGAGGAGGAGCAGCAGCAGGAGGCGCCAUAGGAGGUGGAACAGCAUUUAUAAGUCCCAAUAUAGAGACUCAGGAAGAGCUGUUAAACAAGAUAGCUGCCAUGGUGGAGGAGAAUGGGGAAAAUGUUACAAAAAUGAGAGGUAUCAUGUAUCAUAUCAUAUCAAGAGGAGAGGAAGAGACAAGAGGAGGAAAGAAAAAUACAGGAGGCAGGAUACUAGCAGAGUUUAGAGUUGAGGAACGAAUAAAAGCAAAGACAGAGGAAAAUAUGACAGAUACAGUGCCCUCCAAAAGUAUUGGAACACAUUCUUAAAGUUAAAUAUAAAAUCAUCUUUUGGAAAUUGAUCUUAAUGCCUUAAAUGAGGAAAAAAAGGACAUAUUCAACCUUUAAGGACACCAAUUUUCUUUGUGAAUGAAUAAUGUAUUGUAAAUAAAUAAAUGUUUUCCUUAAAAUGCAGGGGUCAUAAGUAUUGGAAUGUUAAAUUCCCAUAUAGAGGAUUUUUUUUACUUGUAUUACUUUGUAACUUUUAUACUUUUUAAUCUAUAAAUUAAAAACUAUUACAAUUUCCCCCAUAGACUUAACAUUGCUCAUUAUGACAUCAUGGCAGCAAUUAGAAUCUUACGCCAGGUGGCCGGCCACCUGGGCACCAACUGUCAUUUUCUCAGGCAGCAAUUAGAAUGUUACGCCAGGUGGCCAGUCCAGGUGCAGCAGCUCUCUCUCUCUCUCAGGCAUUAAACAUACACUGGCUCUCUUGAGACUACAUUUUCUGUUCCCUAUAUCCUCUGCUCACAACUGUAUCAACAUAAGUCUUCCUAAUUCCAUCCAACUUUCUAUCCAUUCAUCUUCUUCAAACCAUUCACUCAUCCACCCAUUCUAAACAAUCUGCCUAUCAACAUCAAUUAGACGAUCUACAUUCAACUUUUAAACAAUCUACUCUGUCUCAGACUUAGGUAUCUCUACACUCUGGCUCUCUUAAGACUAGCCAGUUAAAUUGAUUACACCUGUAUCUGUAUCCACUACUCUCAGUAGAGAGCUGUGUCUCUCCAUUCUACAAGAAUACAAGGCACAUUCCAUCCAACUUUCUAUCCAUUCAUCUUCUUCAGACCAUUCACUCAUCCACCCAUUAAACUGUCUAUCAACAUCCAUUAAACUCUCUGUCUAUCAACAUUAAUUAGACUAUCUACAUUCAACUUUUAAAUUAUUUACUCUGUCUCAGGCUUUAAGGAUACACUCUGGCUCUCUUAAGACUAGCCAGUUAAAUUGAUUACACCUGUAUCAACUGUCAGUUUCUCUGGCUUUAAGCAUACAGUCUCUCAGAAGACUACAUAUCCUGUUAACUGUGUCCUCUGUCCACAACUUUUUCAAAAUAAAAGUCCUCACUGCUAUAAAACACUAUUAAAUCAUUUAACCAUUGAAACUACUCAUCUAUUGAACUGUUCAAUGAUUCCAACUGUCGGUUAUCAUCAACUAUGCUUCCAUUCAACUACAUGAAACCUCCAUGUACCUAGCAACCAACAUAGCAACCAUUAAGAUUAAGCGUUUAUGACCGUUUCCAUAGCAACCAACAUGA
Sardina pilchardus (European sardine) is the source of this 3065-nucleotide messenger RNA. RefSeq names its product GTPase IMAP family member 9-like. The transcript is spliced from 3 exons. The record is from RefSeq and is a predicted model, not a curated record. Gene Ontology annotation, molecular function: GTP binding. Bases 189 to 1529 code for a protein of 446 amino acids. Lineage: Eukaryota; Metazoa; Chordata; Actinopteri; Clupeiformes; Clupeidae.